GGCGCGGAGCAUCGGCGGCGCCCGGGCGGGGAUGGCGGCUCCGGGAGCGCUGGAGCCGGCGGCCGGCAGCGUGCCGGGCACCAAGGUGGAGAUCACCGUGUCCUGCCGGAACCUGCUGGACAUGGACACCUUCUCCAAGUCCGACCCAGUGGUGGUCCUCUUUGUGCAGGUCUCGGGGAGCAGCGAGUGGAAGGAGUUCGGACGCACCGAGGUGAUCGACAACACCCUGAACCCCGACUUUGUCCGAAAGUUCGUCCUCGACUACUACUUCGAGGAGAAGCAAAACCUGCGCUUCGAUGUCUACAACGUGGACUCCAAGAGCUGCUCCACUUUAAAGCAGAAGGACUUCCUGGGGCAGGUAUUUGUGGCACUGGGAGAGGUGAUUGGGUCCCAGCGGGGACGCCUGGAAAGACCCCUAACGGGUGUCCCAGGGAAGCGGUGUGGGACUAUCCUGCUGCUGGCUGAGGAGCUGAGCAACUGCCGGGAUAUCGUCACAAUGCAGCUGUGUGCCAACAAGCUGGAUAAGAAGGACUUCUUUGGAAAAUCCGAUCCUUUCCUCGUCUUCUAUCGUAGCAAUGAGGAUGGCACCUUUACUAUCUGCCAUAAGACAGAGGUGGUGAAGAACACACUCAACCCGGUGUGGCAGCCCUUCACCAUCCCCGUGCGCGCUCUCUGCAAUGGCGACUACGACCGGACGGUGAAGAUAGAUGUGUACGACUGGGACCGGGAUGGGAGCCACGACUUCAUUGGGGAAUUUGCCACCAGCUACCGGGAGCUCUCUCGAGCACAGAGUCAGUUCACAGUGUAUGAGGUGCUGAAUCCCAGGAAGAAAUGCAAGAAGAAGAAAUAUGUGAAUUCUGGCACCGUGACACUGCUCUCCUUCUCCGUUGAGUCUGAAUUCACUUUCGUUGACUACAUACGGGGCGGGACGCAGCUGAAUUUCACUGUUGCCAUUGACUUCACGGCCUCCAAUGGGUUGCCAUCACAGCCCACCUCGCUGCACUACGCAAGCCCCUACCAGCUGAGCGCCUAUGCCCUGGCACUGAAGGCAGUGGGGGAAAUCAUCCAGGACUACGACAGUGACAAGCUCUUCCCUGCCUACGGCUUUGGUGCCAAAGUCCCACCUGAUGGCAAGAUCUCCCACCAGUUUCCUCUGAACAACAACAUGGAGAACCCCAGCUGUGUCGGCAUUGAAGGUGUGCUGGAGUCCUACCUCCAAAGCCUGCGAACUGUCCAGCUUUAUGGUCCUACCAACUUUGCUCCUGUCAUCAACCAAGUGGCUGGGACAGCCGCCCAGGUGACCGAUGGCUCACAAUACCAUGUCCUCCUUAUCAUCACUGAUGGUGUCAUCUCUGACAUGCUGCAGACCAAGGAAGCCAUUGUCACCGCUUCCUCCCUGCCCAUGUCCAUCAUCAUUGUGGGAGUAGGUCCAGCUGAGUUUGAGGCCAUGGAGGAGCUGGAUGGUGAUGAGGUACGGUUGUCUUCCCGGGGACGAUAUGCCGAGAGGGACAUUGUACAGUUUGUGCCAUUUCGGGAUUAUGUGGAUGACUCAGGCAACCAGGUGCUGAGCAUGGCCCGCCUGGCCAAGGAUGUGCUGGCUGAGAUCCCUGAGCAGCUGCUCUCUUACAUGAAGACCCGUGACAUCAAGCCUCUCCGGGCAGAUCCCAAGUAGCUCUUCCAUGAGCCAUGGGACUGGCUGGUGGGGAGAGGAUAUGUCACCUUUUUUUCUGCCGGUGGCCAGGGCUUAACCAUGGAGAUGUGGACCCAAUUAGGGAGACAAUCAGCUGCUACGGUUGGUCAAAACAGGGCUGGGACCCACUUCUGGCAGUGAGACCACAGGGCUGGACAUCCUCGGCUGCCUGUUCCUCCUGCCCGAUGUCCAGCAGCAAGGCGGGACAGUCCCCCGGCCGUGGCAGUGCGGGCAGGGCCAGCGCCGGGGGGACACAAGUGUGUGCGUGUGUGUCCCGGGAGAGCAGCCUGGCGUCUGCCCCAGGGGAAGGCUGACCCCGAGUGCCUGCUGGGGGGGGUCUCAGCCCCGCCGCUCCUCGGGGCAUCGGCCUCGCCCUGUUCCUGCCUGCGCCCCAUUCCUGCCUGCACCCCGCUCCUGCCUGUUCCCUCUCUCUGUUCCGGCUCUGCUAACCCGGGCUGGCCGGCCUGCCUCAUGCCCUGUCCCACGGCCGGGCCUCC
This is a messenger RNA of Cinclus cinclus, 2187 nucleotides long. It is a transcript of the gene CPNE9, whose product is annotated as copine family member 9. Gene Ontology annotation, biological process: cellular response to calcium ion. Gene Ontology annotation, molecular function: calcium-dependent phospholipid binding. The record is from RefSeq and is a predicted model, not a curated record. The coding region runs from base 32 to 1672 and encodes 546 amino acids. The transcript has 21 exons. Gene Ontology annotation, cellular component: plasma membrane. Lineage: Eukaryota; Metazoa; Chordata; Aves; Passeriformes; Cinclidae.